AAGAUGUACUUCUGUGACAGUGUUGUUAAUUGUAAUAGCUAGCUAGAUCUAUAGCUACAACAAUUUACAUGUACCAGCUCAUGAUUAGGCUGCCAAUUCUUUUAUUGGCACUAGCUGCUGUGUCAGCUGGCCAACUUCUUUGUGGUAAUGGAGACAUCAGGCUGGUUGCAAUUGGUGGACAGAGCAGCUUUGAAGGACGCAUUGAAGUGUGCUGGAAAAAUGAGUGGGGCACUGUCUGUGAUGAUGAGAUAGUCUCACGAGAGGCUAUCGAAAACUUUGCCACUGUAGUGUGUAGACAACUGGGACUCUUGCCUGUGUCUGUAACGACAGGAGUAGCUACACAAAAUCUCUUUGGUCCGGCAGUAGGACUUCCUAUUCAUCUUGAUGGUGUGCAGUGCAGUGGUGAUGAGGGAGGGAUAAUUGACUGCUCACACAAUUCUAUUGGUGUUCAUGAUUGCUCGCAUUUUGAGGAUACAGGAAUUAUUUGCAAUUCAAGUUGCAUUGAGAACACUAUUCGAUUGGCUGACAGUGACUCGUACAAUACUGGCCGAGUAGAUUUAUGCUACAAUCAGUCCUGGACCACACUGUAUGAUGCCAGUAUCACACCUGAGGUAGCGACUGUGGCAUGUAGACAGCUGGGAUUCUCAGACUCGGGUGCAGUACCACUUGCAAGUGGGGUUUUUAGAGCAGGUUUUGGUAACGUUCUUAACAUUGACUGUGUGGGUAAUGAAAUACAGCUUUCUGAGUGUACUGUGUCACUGCACGUGUCACUGCAUGCCAACUACGACCACACUGAUGAUGCUGGUGUGGCCUGUGAGAGAUGUGUUGAUCGCUGUGACCUUGGUUCCACCCGGGAGGUCUGUGUGACUACUAGUCCACCUGAUCAAACUACAGAGACACAAGGAACAGUACCACGGACGGACAAUCUGGGCAUGACUGGGGCUGCUGUAACCUGUUUCAACGAUAAUAUUAUACUUGGUGCUUUUGUUGGUGUUCUGCUUGUGGUCCUCAUAGCUGUGAUUAUCGGAUGGAUUGCUACUUGCAUACUCAUGAGAGCCAAAAUAAAAUCAGGAGAAUACAUUAUGAAUGAUCAGAUGGUACCCAUGGAUAAUGGGAACUUUGUGAGAGAAUUUCGAAACUCAAUGUAUGGUGAUGAUGGAUACGAGAAUGUUCCUCCUGCAGGCUCCCUAGCAGAACUGGAUUUGUCAGGACGUUUUGUUGUCAACAAUUCUUAUGGUAAAGUUAACUGCUGUGAGGAUGGAGAUGGGAUAUCUGAUAAAAAUCCCUAUGCUGAUCCCAACGAAUUCAAAGGCUCACGGUCGAGUGCUGCAUCACCUGAAUUAUUGGACAACCCACUCUAUGAAGUAGUGGAGGAAAGCAGUUUAAGCACAGGAAAUAGAGAACCUGGCCAAAGGGAGUAUGGAAUGCUGGACGAAGAGAGGAAUGGACCCGAGGGUCCUGUCGAGUCAAGACCAAGGAGGAACAAAUCUAGCACUUCUGCAGAGGAGUACUCUGAACUAGAGAGAUAAAUCUGUAUCAACAUACAUGCACAGUCAUGCUAUUAUUGUCUAUAUUGCAGAAGCAUUGUUCAAUGUCACAAUGACAUUCCCUUUACGUUGUAUAAUAAUGGUCAUGAUUUGCAGUGCACAAA
Messenger RNA from Halichondria panicea, 1651 nucleotides. Its product is annotated as T-cell differentiation antigen CD6-like. The coding region runs from base 69 to 1529 and encodes 486 amino acids. Lineage: Eukaryota; Metazoa; Porifera; Demospongiae; Suberitida; Halichondriidae. The record is from RefSeq and is a predicted model, not a curated record. The transcript is spliced from 5 exons. Gene Ontology annotation, cellular component: membrane.